GCCCACGACGUGAACUCGCUUCGCAGAGGUUUAUGUUCGUCAGGAUGUGUAACGCGACGAGCUGCAGCAUGUUUGUUUGUGGGCGUGUCCGGUGGGCAUUUCCCGUGUAGAAGAAAUGUGGAGGAACUUCUCUCUUAUAGCUCACAGCUCUGCAGACGGGAGAUUCAGAUCAGUGCGAGCUGAAGGAAGAAGGAAGCACCGGAUGAGAAGCAGCUGGUUGUUGCAAGACCACCAGGUUUCAAUGGACUGGGCCCUAAUUGUCGUUUUGCAAGCGAUGUUCCAGCCAUCUCUCUCAGUGUUGUUCACUGUUGAGGCCGAGCAAACCACAUACAAGUCAACGUUCGGAGGAGAUGUUGUGAUGGGCUGCAGGUUUCAGCCUAAACUAUCAAAUCCUCAUGCUGACCUGAAGGUGACCUGGCACUGGAUCGGCUCCGCCUCGGUCCGGGUAGUGUACCGCAUGGAUAACUGGAUGGAGCACAUGGCGUCCCAGGAUCCUGACUAUCGGGGUAGAGUGAGGCUUCUCACUGAUGAGCUGCAGGAAGGCCGCGCCAAGAUACAGAUUUCUAGGCUCAGGAUCAAUGACUCUGGGAGCUACCAGUGUUUGGUACAGACAGAAGAAGGAGCUGAUUAUAAAACAACAAGGUUGUCCGUUGUAGCACCUUAUGCCACAGUGACUAAACACAUUCAGAAGGCUGCAGAGGAGGAUGAGGUGCUGCUAAGCUGCCAGUCUCAGGGAUACCCCGAGUCUUCUGUUGGGUGGCAGGAGGGACGCCGGCGAAGACUCGAUCCCAAUACCACUGCUGCAUCAAGUGCAGACCAGCUGUUCACAGUCACCAGUCAGAUACGAGUCAGAUCAUCAGAUAAAAACAACUACACAUGCUUCUUUACAAAUGAUGGCAACUCUGCCACAUUUCACAUUCCAGAUGACAUCCCUGUUCCUCGUGUCAAAAAUAAUGCUCUCAUCAUUGUGUUGAGCAUAGGAAUGAUAAUGGUGGUCAUCAUCAUUGCAGUGCUCAUGUACAGACGACAAAAAGGGUCCAGGACUAAUAGUACCAGGAACCUUUUGGUCAACGGUCGAGGUCGUCUUGUUUCUGCUGCUGACUGCCUCGGAAAAGAUAAAGACAAUGAGGAAGUGAUAAGAGUGUUUAACGAAGUUUCCACGGAGGAAAACCUGGGGGUGUUUCUGAAAGCCCAUUAUUGUGACUUCUCCUUCAGCUCAGAGGUGAGAAACCACUGGGAGGCUUUUGUUGUGGAGGAGCUGCCUCACAGGCUGCGUAACAAUAAGGGCCAGCCUGUGAAUCUUCAAGCUUUACUCCCAGAAGCAAGAGAGACAUUUUUCCUUGAGGGACCCCCAGGAAGUGGGAAGACGACCAUAGCCCACAUCGUGGUCUCUUCUUGGGCAGAGGGGUCCACACAUGCCCUCGCUAACCUCCUCGAUCUCAGGACACUUCCACUUCUCUUCUUUGUCGACUGCAGCAAGGUGAAGGGGGACUUGUUUCAGGAAAUAACAAUUCAACUUUCUCUCAUGGAAAAGAUAUCAACAGAGGAUCAGCUGAGAACGGUGUUAGCCAGGUCCAGUGAGGCUCUGCUGCUGUUGGACGGGUAUAGAGAAGGGAACCAAUUCUUCGAUGAGUCCUUGAGGAAGUAUCUAAUGGAUAAAGGAGGAUGCAGGGUGUUGGUCACGGCCUGCCCGGGACACUGCCCCGCGCUCAAGGACACAGUUGAGACAGAGGGGGUGCUGCAGCUCCAAGCAGUAUGAUGCACACAUGUGUGUGACCAACAAAGACAUUAAGCGCUUGCUACAUGUUAAACAAACAUGUGUGGAUAGGUUUUGUAUUAAGCCAGAUAUACUGCAAAAUGUGAUGAUUUCAAUAUGUGCUGUAAAUACUAUUUUUUCAUUCUUUACAAAGCAUUUUGAUUAAAAAUAUACUAUGUACAAAUUAUUUUAUAAAGAAAGUACAUAAUUUACCCUUAGAAGGGAGAAACUCUGGUACAAUAGGUAAUCCACCUUAGCUUUCCUGAAAGUGGUUUCAGCUCCACCAUCUUCCAGCAUAUCGGAUAGUUCAAACAAUUAAUUAAUGACUGCAGUUGUUUCUGUUUCUGUCCACGAGAAAAAAAAGGUCCUUAUUAGUGUCAUUUGCUAGCAAAGCAGGAACAGUUUCUACAUGCCACUUAUGUUAAAAGGGAAGUGAGUAUUCCUGGAAAGAUAGCUUGCUGAUUCCAGUAAUAUUUGAUUAAAAGAACUUUUUCUUUCA
Molecule: messenger RNA, 2255 nt
Organism: Cyclopterus lumpus (lumpfish)
Lineage: Eukaryota; Metazoa; Chordata; Actinopteri; Perciformes; Cyclopteridae
Exons: 10
Coding region: 116-1759 (547 amino acids)
Biological process (GO): immune response; T cell costimulation; negative regulation of T cell proliferation
Cellular component (GO): external side of plasma membrane
Source: RefSeq, a predicted model, not a curated record